AUGCCGGAAUCACGCAAGAUUGCAGAGACCAUGGACGAUGAGAACGAGCUCUUAUGUCGCAAACUCCGUCUAGAGUCGGCCUGUAAGAAGUCAGUCAUAGCCACCCGCCGGCUCCGAUCCGCAAAGCGUGGCGGACCAGAGCAAAACAAGAGCUUCUACAAAUUGAAAGCAGGAGAACUGGAAGAUGUCAACACCGCCCACGAUGUGCUUCGAGAGUACGCCAAACUCGUUUCUGGCCGAGUCGAUAGAAUACUACGCGAACGACUCUCGCGAGAGAUUCGCGACAUGAUCUACGACCACAUUCUACCUCAUGGCGAAAUAGUGGUAGGCCGUAUGCACUGUGGUGCUAUUGCUCUCCGUGAACAAGUUUCGAAUGAAUGGGUCAACAUACGCCAGUACCAGUUCCUGGGCGACGACAUCGUAUCGGAGCUCGCCGUCUGCCUGUAUAGAACUCGGACGUUUACUCUUGACAAGUCUUCAGAGGCCAACAUGUCGACAGACUCUGACAUAAUGACAGAUUUUCUCGCGGCAGACGUUUACAGCACGAAAAUCUCACCUGCAAAGUUCAUAUCGAGGGUGUUUGUUUCCAUCGGCCCAUACUGCUUCCGUCCUUUGGAAGAGUAUGAACGUGCCGCAAGUAGUGCGUUUCGAUUGUUUCGAGAUGCCACAGAGCAUCGUGGAAUGAACUCACGCAGUCAGCUUUUGGCGUCUCUAGGAGCCCUGAAGGUGUUGCAGCACCCUCACUGCGCCCUCACUGUCGAUUUGAAAGCCACGUUGGAUCUAGAGGAUAUCCAAUUUAGCACGCCCGUGGCUCUGCGCAAAGUAUGCUCGCAUCUGGGUGGACUCAUAUCGAGUGGUUGGAAGAUACAGAUGAGUCUCGUAGACUAUUGCCCAUAUCAACCAUACGAGAGGGGUUUCGGAAUUGCACCGCGCCGUCUUGUAGAGAUGUACCCAUCUGUAACAAUACCUUUACCGCCAGAGAAAGGUAAUUUCGUUGUCCUUACCGAAAAGGAUGCAUACACGACUGUUCGCACAACAGAAGAAAUGGUUGAGCUGCUCGAAGCCGCUAAUAUACACCCGAUCACCGCAUCCCGAGAGUGCGCAUACUGGAAGCUAUGGCUCCAAAGCCUCCGCCCCAAGGAAGAGAUAGACCAGGAUGGUGGAUUGGAUACAAGGAACGAUGUUCCAGCAUGGGAGAUAGUGAAGGCGAGGUUGGAAGACGCGAUGCUGCAAGUCUGGCAACCUUAA
Pyrenophora tritici-repentis Pt-1C-BFP is the source of this 1248-nucleotide messenger RNA. RefSeq lists its product as uncharacterized. Lineage: Eukaryota; Fungi; Ascomycota; Dothideomycetes; Pleosporales; Pleosporaceae. The record is from RefSeq and is a predicted model, not a curated record.